Messenger RNA from Condylostylus longicornis, 1153 nucleotides. It is a transcript of the gene Dh31, whose product is annotated as diuretic hormone class 2. The coding region runs from base 1 to 351 and encodes 116 amino acids. Gene Ontology annotation, molecular function: G protein-coupled receptor binding; diuretic hormone activity. Gene Ontology annotation, biological process: body fluid secretion. The transcript has 3 exons. Lineage: Eukaryota; Metazoa; Arthropoda; Insecta; Diptera; Dolichopodidae. The record is from RefSeq and is a predicted model, not a curated record.
AUGAUGCCAACAAAAUUAAUGUGCACAGUAGUUGCAUUCGCUGGAUUCUGUCUAUUAUUAUUGGCAACAACAGAUGCGGCUCCAAUGCCCAGGUAUUAUCCAAAUACACUUUACAAUGAUAUUGAUCAAUAUAAUGAAGGAUCAGCAGAACAAAUUAUGCGACUGAUAGAACGUUUUGGACAAACAAUAAUGAGAGCUCGAAAUGAUUUGGAGAAUUCAAAACGUAAUAUUGAUUUUGGAUUAGCUCGAGGUUAUUCUGGUACACAAGAAGCUAAACAUAGAAUGGGUAUGGCAGCUGCAUCAUUCCCAGGUGGUCCAGGACGUAGACGUCGAUCAGAAAGUGAAGCUUAAAUAUUUAAUAAUUAUUAAAAAAAAACAAAAAAAAUUUAAAGCAAAUUUAAUAAAAACUAUUUCAAUUUAAUUCUUAUGUAUAAUAAACAAAUACAUAUUAUGUAAAUUUUCCAGUAUAUAACAACAAAAAAAUUCUUUAUUUAAAAAAAAAAUUAAUUUAAUUUUUAAUUUUUUUCUUUUUUGAAAAAUAUAUCGUUACAUCAGGUAAUUAAAAUGAUCUUGCUUUAAAAUUAACAAAAAAAAAAACAAAAACUUUUCAAUAAAUUUUCUAACAAUUAUUUAAAACAAUUUAAAUGUAUGUAUGUGCUAAUUGAAAUUAUAUAUAGAAAAAAAAAAUAAAAACGCUUUUAAAUAAAAUUUAAUUUUUUAUUUUCAACAAUUACAUACACACAUUUUAUAACAUACAUAUUUAAUAUAUUAUUUAUUUUUUUAAAAUUUUCAAUUUUACAAAAUGAUUAUUUUUAUAAAAGCUUUAAAAAAAAUAUUAUAUAAAUACAUACACCAUCACAUACAUAAAUAAUAUAUUACUGUAAAUAAGAAAAAAAAAACAUUUAUAUUAUUAUAUAUUUACACACAAUAUAAUAUAUGAAGCGAAAACAAAUACAUGAUAUAAUUUAUAAUUUUAACAACAAUCAUAUUAAAAUAAAGCAUAAAGAAGAGAAAAACUGUCAACUAAACGUCACACAAAACUUACUGUACUUAUAUAUAUAUAAUGUAAACUAUAUUAACUGUGAAUUAUAUUAUUAAUUAUUAUAAUUAUUACUGCAUUUAAUAUAAUAUAUAUCAUUUUAUGUUAAUGAAA